Molecule: messenger RNA, 1407 nt
Organism: Penicillium atrosanguineum
Lineage: Eukaryota; Fungi; Ascomycota; Eurotiomycetes; Eurotiales; Aspergillaceae
Product: Vacuolar (H+)-ATPase G subunit
Exons: 3
Coding region: 1-1407 (468 amino acids)
Biological process (GO): protein peptidyl-prolyl isomerization
Cellular component (GO): nucleus
Molecular function (GO): peptidyl-prolyl cis-trans isomerase activity; RNA binding
Source: RefSeq, a predicted model, not a curated record
AUGAGCGCCCUACUUGAAACCUCUCUGGGCGACAUCGUCAUCGACCUGCUUGUCGAUGAUUCCCCCCGCGCCUGUGAAAACUUCCUAAAGCUGUGCAAACUCAAGUACUACAACUUCUCCCCCGUACAUAGCGUCCAAAAAAACUUCUCCUUCCAGACCGGCGAUCCCCUGGGCCCCGAUGCCCCCGAAAGCGAUGGCGGCUCCUCCGUCUGGGGUGUCCUCGGCGGCCCUGCGAAGAGGACAUUCCCCGUCGAGAUGCCCCCGAAACUCAAGCACACCGAUCGAGGCACCGUGAGUAUGGCGACGGUGCCCGCACCCAAUGAUCCGGACGAGCGCCUUGCCGGUAGCCAGUUCUUGAUUACACUCGGAGAUAACCUGGACUAUCUGGAUGGGAAGGCGGCGAUCUUUGGCAAGGUCGUCGAGGGGUUUGAUGUCUUGGAGAAGAUCAAUGACUCUUUCAUCGAUGACCGGGGUCGGCCCCUGAAGGACAUUCGAAUCCGUCAUACAGUUGUGCUGGAUGAUCCCUUCGAUGAUCCUGCUGGUCUGGUGGAACCGCCGGAGAGUCCUGUGCCCUCCAAGGCGCAAUUGGAUACGGUGCGCAUCGCAGACGAUGAAGAUCUGGACGAUGACAUGGAUGAAGAGGCCAUGGAGAGACUGCGCCGGGAGCGUGAGGCUCGCGCCCAGGCUUUGACUCUGGAGAUGGUUGGUGACCUUCCAUUCGCCGAUGUCAAGCCUCCGGAAAACGUGCUUUUUGUCUGCAAAUUGAACCCAGUCACGCAAGACGAGGACCUCAACCUCAUCUUCAGUCGCUUCGGCACCAUCCUAUCCUGUGAGGUCAUUCGCGACAAGCGCACGGGUGACAGUCUGCAGUAUGCGUUCAUCGAGUUCGACAACCAGAAGGAUUGCGAACAAGCCUACUUCAAGAUGCAAGGAGUGCUGAUUGACGACCACCGCAUUCACGUCGACUUCUCGCAGAGUGUACGUCAUACCCCUCUUCCUCUCGAUGCUAAAGCUAAUCCAAUCCAGGUCUCCAAGUUAUCUGAGAGCUGGCGCAAUGCCACUGUCACCAAGCGCAAGCAGCGAGGUGGCUUCGGUGGUGUCGCAGACCUCGAGCAGAAACGCCAGUACCGAGACUCCGAUUACGAUCGAGUGGAGGAGGACGAUGGUUCCUACGGGAUGAUGUUCGACAAGCGCAAAGAGAAAGAGAAACAAAAAAACCAGUCGUCAGGUCCUCCUCCCCGCCAGCGCAGUCCUCGCCGAGACUCACAUCGCGGUCGACGAGGUAGUCGCAGUCCCCGUGGGGAGCGAGAUAGAUACCGUCGGCGAUCGCACAGUCGGAGUCCUCGAAGAGACUCACGGCGGGACCGGGACCGACAACGUGACCGGGGCGAUAGGGAUCGGCGAUGA